UGUAACUUCUCUCGUUUUAUUAAAAAAACACAUUCCAAAGGGAUCCUCACACUAUUACGAGACCGAGAGAUGGCGAAUGAAAUACCUACCAAAGGGAUCCUCAAGACCGAAGCUCUGAAACAUUACAUCUUGGAAACGUCAGCGUAUCCAAGAGAGCAUGAGCUGCUUAAGGAACUUCGUAAAGCUACAGUCCAGAAAUAUGGCAAUUUAAGCGAGAUGGAAGUUCCGGUUGAUGAGGGUCUUCUUCUAUCGAUGCUUUUUAAGAUCACGAACGCUAAGAACACUCUCGAGCUCGGUGUUUUCACCGGCUACUCUCUUCUCUCCACGGCACUUGCUUUGCCUGAUGAUGGCCGCAUUACUGCAAUAGAUAUUGACAAAGAAGCCUAUGAAGUGGGACUAGAGUUUAUCAAGAAGGCAGGUGUUGAUCACAAGAUCAAUUUCAUCCACUCCGAUGGUAUUAAGGCCCUAGACCAAUUGGUGAAAGACAAAAAGGAGUUUGAUUUCGCAUUUGCGGAUGCUGACAAGUCGAACUACGUCAACUUCCAUGAGAGGCUUUUGAAACUGGUGAAGGUUGGAGGAAUCAUUGCGUUUGACAACACCUUGUGGUUUGGUUUUGUGGCUGAGGACGAAGAGGGAGUUCCUGAGCAUAUGAGGGAAUAUAGAAAGGCUCUUAUAGAAUUCAAUAAGAAAUUGGCUUUGGAUACUCGAGUUGAGGUCUCUCAGAUUUCCAUUGGAGAUGGUGUCACGCUCUGCAGGCGCCUUGUAUGAUCAAAUUAGACCAAAGUUUGGGAGUCUGGAAUAAAACUGUUAGAUCCUUCAAUAAUCACUUUUGGUCGUUUUUUUUGUUGUUACCAAGUUUGCAUGGAAUAGUGUUUCUGAUUGAUGAUCA
Brassica oleracea var. oleracea is the source of this 889-nucleotide messenger RNA. Its product is annotated as putative caffeoyl-CoA O-methyltransferase At1g67980. The record is from RefSeq and is a predicted model, not a curated record. Gene Ontology annotation, molecular function: S-adenosylmethionine-dependent methyltransferase activity; O-methyltransferase activity. The coding region runs from base 70 to 768 and encodes 232 amino acids. Lineage: Eukaryota; Viridiplantae; Streptophyta; Magnoliopsida; Brassicales; Brassicaceae. The transcript is spliced from 5 exons.